UUUACCCAUUUUUCUCUUCGAAAUAUAUGUAAAAGUUUCAUUUAACUUUCGUGCCGUGAAACAUGGAGUAAAACAUUUACUUUCUAAACAGAUAAAAUAUAUAUUUUAGCCUAUAAUCAGCGCAUAAUAAAUAUGAAUCGAUAGACACCUCAUUUAUCAAAAUCGGUUUAUUAGAAGCGACGCUAGAGUAAUCAUAAAAUGAUGGACACAUACCUAUCUCAGUGGCGUAGUUUUGCGUGCGCCCUACACUUACCGCUCUGAGGUCUCGGGGUCGAAUCCGGGUCGGUCAAAGUUGUCAUGGAUUUUUCUACUACCAUAAAACCCCUGAGUUUAGAAUUUGUAUAUUAAAAGGCUCCCCCCCUAUCAUCAUGGGACGCAAUAAACAAAAAGUCCGUGUGCAAGUUGACCCCUACUUCUUCGGGGAUAAGAGUGUGUCGUAUAUAAAAUUAUGUUGUCAAAAUCAUGGUGGUCGAGCAAAAAUGAACCAUAAAUACAACAAUUACACGCACACAGAGCAGCGAUGUGUGCGUGAUCUCACCGACGCGACGGGUUCACGGACACACCGCCGGCGUCGAGCGGCGUUCAGACCGGUUUGAACCGCCUCAGUUGCGGUAUGAAUAACAGGGCUAGUACGCCGCGCGCAUUCGACACUGACGCAUUGUAGUUUUAGUGCUAUUUAAACAUGCUUUAAUCAAAUAAGACACUUAUGUAUUGAUAAAUAAGAAUUAAAGUUGAUAAACAAUAACCAAGAUUUAAGUGAGACAUUUGAAUAUUCGAAAAUGCCGAACACUUGUACUGUGUGUAUGAACAAUUCCGGGAAGAAUAGGGAUAUUUCUUUUUUUUCGUACCCGAAGGAUCAAGCGAAAAGACACGAAUGGCUCCAAGUAGUUGGGCGACAAGAUUUAAUUGGCAAAUUGGAUAAGGUUAAAGCCAGAAGAAAUUACAGAAUAUGCGAGCGUCACUUUGAGCCGAGUUGUGUAAAAUUUUCCAAAAAUAAAACCGUGAAAUAUCUAAGUGAUGAUGCAUAUCCUACACUUAAUAUGAUGAUAACACCACCCACUGAUGAUUGCGCAAGUACAGUUAAAUAUGAAGCAUCUGAAAUGAAUCAGCAUGAUGUUUCUAUGGUUGUUGAUGACGAGAUAUCUUUUUCUCAAAAUUCAUCAUACUAUGAUAACAGCGCAAGUACAAUUAAUUGUGAACCUGCAAGUUAUCAGAAUUAUUAUGAUGAUGUUCCUUUGGAUAUUGAGGAUAGGGCAUCUAUUUCCGCAAAUAUGGCACCCGUCGAAGAAGCUGCAAGUACAAAUCCAAUAAAAAUAAAAUGUGAAGGAUUACCUGCGAAUGAUGUUUCUUCAGAUGUUGAUGAUAAAACAUCCCUUUUCGUGAAUUCUCCAUCGAUAGGAGACGAUGGAGAUACAAGUAAAAUAAAAAUAGAAUAUGAAGAAGUACCUGUAACUAUUGAGAAUUAUGAACAAAUUUCUCUAAAUGUCGAUAAUAAAACAAGUACAUCGCAAAAUGAAGCAAUUGAUUUGGACAGAGUGACGAAAGAAGAUUUUUUGAAAUUAUGUGAUAAAUUUUUGAGCAAAAGCAUGAGCGAGCUUAUAAAAUCGCAAAUUAACGUGAAAAUUGAACCUGCUGACGGGUACAGUCUAGCUUUAAAGCCCAUUGUACACGGUUAGAGUAAAUGAUAUAGUAGUGGAUUAGAAUACUGACUAUACCGAUGUAAACAGUUUAUUAGAGUACAGUGCUAAACUGACUACUAAACCUGGUAGAGCUCUUGGAACUGGUAGAAUAGUAUGCUAGUUGACUCUACUGUUUACUGUAUCCGUGUUCACCGGGCUUUAAGAACUUUAUACAUAUACUUUUCUGAACGGCGGGACUGUUCGUAAGAUUCCGGCUAGGUAACAUCGCUGUAGCCAAGUAAUUUUUGGGCAUUUUGAGACUUAAAAUCGAAUGUCUUUAAAGUUAUUUAUGAAUCAACAGAAUUACUUAUCGAAUGGAUCCGGAACCGUAAUGUGUGAUAAUUAUUAAAUAACUUAUUUUAGUGUGUGUCAAAUUAAUUCGAUUUUAUAUAAAAUAAAUAUACACAUUUUGCUAUGUUUAUAUUUUUACCUAAUUUAUUUGAGAUAUACUUUUAUUAUGUAUCAAUCGUCAACCCUCACAGUAUAGGUAACUUAGAACAUCGCGUUAUUAGGUAGUUUGGGCUCUGUAUGGAUUUUUUCUUAUGGACAUUGAAUAGGUAUACCCAGGCCUUUUUGUCACUUCUUUUUUGAAGGCACGCCAGUUAUCAAAACUUGCAAGUCCAUAAUUUUUGUGACAUCCUUUCCCCCCUUCUCCUUUCUGUACAUUUUAAUGGCAAUUUAGUCGAUUUUUCA
Manduca sexta (tobacco hornworm) is the source of this 2372-nucleotide messenger RNA. RefSeq lists its product as uncharacterized. Lineage: Eukaryota; Metazoa; Arthropoda; Insecta; Lepidoptera; Sphingidae. Gene Ontology annotation, molecular function: sequence-specific DNA binding. Bases 780 to 1676 code for a protein of 298 amino acids. The record is from RefSeq and is a predicted model, not a curated record. The transcript is spliced from 2 exons.